Cephus cinctus (wheat stem sawfly) is the source of this 1659-nucleotide messenger RNA. RefSeq names its product 3-ketoacyl-CoA thiolase, mitochondrial (gene yip2). Bases 161 to 1357 code for a protein of 398 amino acids. The transcript has 8 exons. NCBI's taxonomy places the organism in Eukaryota, Metazoa, Arthropoda, Insecta, Hymenoptera, Cephidae. Gene Ontology annotation, molecular function: acetyl-CoA C-acetyltransferase activity. Gene Ontology annotation, biological process: fatty acid beta-oxidation. The record is from RefSeq and is a predicted model, not a curated record.
ACAGCACCUAUGGAUAAUUGACGUCACAUCAAGUCAUGUAAAUAAGAAAAAUAACAGAAAAUAAAAAGAUUCGUCUGGACUUUGAACCCCUCUACUGUCUAUUAAAACUCUGCUCACCAAAGCUGCUGUUUAGUGACACGUUCGUUGCGAAUUAAACAUCAUGUCUGUUGCGACCAAAGGAAUUUUCAUCGUAGCUGCAAAGCGGACCCCAUUUGGAAAAAUGGGUGGUCUGUUUGUCAAUCAAAGUGCAACGGAUCUUUCAGUAGUAGCAGCAAAUUCUGCUAUUCAAAGUAUAGGAUUAAAUCCUGAAAAAAUAGACAGUGUUGUAUUUGGGCAUAUAAUGAAUGCUUCAUCCAGUGAUGGAGCACUGUUACCUCGUCAUGUUCUUCUGAAAACAGGCAUACCUGUAGAUAAACAAGCCUAUGCUGUUAAUCGCUUGUGUGGAUCGGGCUUUCAGUCAAUUGUUAACGGAGCACAGAGCAUAUCUAUCGGAGAAUCUAAUAUUGUUCUUACUGGCGGGGCUGAGAAUAUGAGCCAGGCACCGUUCAUUGUUCGAAAUGUUCGAUUUGGGACAAUAUUAGGACAGAAAUAUGAUUUUGAAGAUUCUUUGUGGGUGGGAUUAAGCGACUCUUACUGCAAAUUGUCUAUGGGUGCAACAGCUGAAAAGUUGGGUGCAAAAUAUGGAUUGAAAAGAGAAGAAGUUGACCAGUUUGCUUUGAGAAGUCAACAACUUUGGAAAGCAGCUCAUGAUGCUGGUCGCUUCAAGGCUGAAUUGGCGCCUGUAACUAUUCCAAAAGGGAAAAAAGAAAUUGUUGUUGACACUGACGAACAUCCACGUCCACAAACGAAGAUCGAGGAUCUUACAAAGCUCAAGUCCAUUUUCCAAAAAGAUGGACUAGUGACGGCUGGUACCUCGUCUGGUAUCUGUGACGGAGCAUCAGCUGUUAUUCUUGCCAGCGAGGAAGCUGUCAAAGCUGAAGGUUUGACACCUUUGGCACGUUUAGUUGGAUACAGUAUUGUUGGAGUCGAUCCCAGUAUCAUGGGCAUUGGUCCAGCGCCAGCCAUCAAGAAUUUGCUCAAAGUGACUGGAAAGACGUUAAACGAUGUCGAACUUGUUGAAAUCAAUGAAGCAUUUGGAGCACAAACUGUAGCUUGCAUAAAAGAUCUUGAUUUGGAUAUUAACAAAGUGAACGUCGAUGGUGGAGCCAUUGCUCUUGGACAUCCACUGGGAGCCUCCGGAAGCAGAAUUACUGCACACUUAGUAUAUGAACUCAAGAGAAGGAAGGCCAAACUGGGAAUUGGAUCUGCUUGUAUUGGAGGUGGACAAGGAAUUGCCUUACUCAUUGAAGCGCUAUAGAAAUUAGAUGAAUUGAAGUAAAAAAAUAUUGUUGUUUAGAAGUCUGUUAUGAGAUCGUAUGGUAUUUAUGCAUAAAGUGAAAAUAAGUCGCGAAUUAAGACAUACUAUUAAUUACAAUGAACCAUGUCCAUUAAAAUUAUUUUUAUACAUGUACUUCCUACUGAAAUAAUGGUAUAUUCUACAUAUAAUAUUUUAUUGUAUAUUUUUAUAUGCUGUGCCUUUUCUAUGUAUGAGUACAGUAUUUAAGAAUUAAGUCACAUGUCUGAAAUGUUGUUGAGAAUAAACAAUAUGCUUUCUGUUAA